AUGUCCGUCAUCAACCUCAUCCCGCUCCUGUGUGGCUCGCGGCUCAGUCUCGUAACAAGACUGCUUGGGAUCUCCCUCCGCACUAGCAUUGGCUCCCAUCAGUGGUUCGGCAGGACCGCGAUUGCUCAGAUGUUGGUACACACGAUCGCCGUGUUAAGAGAACGUAAUGCGUUCGCAUGGACGACGAAUAACUUUACCGGUGUUGCAGGCUCUACCUUUGGAUUCAUCUUCCUCCUCUCCAUCCGCCUCGUGAGGCGCGCGUUGUACGAAUGGUUCCUAAAUUCACACCUGCUCUUGUCUGCGGUGGUUUGCAUAGCCAUCUGGCGCCACGUCUCCUUGAAGAAGCCAACGGCGUUGUUCUUGCGGGUUGGCAUAUACCUGUGGACUAUAGUGACCGUAGCCCACUGGGUCCUGUUUGCAUUUAGAAAUUUUGUCUUUGGCAGGCCAUUUGCAACAGCUGAAGCGAAGCGGCCCUGGAAUGUAGGCCUGGAUGUUGAAGACCUUGAGUUAAGUGUAUUGCAGGUGGAUAUCACCGUCCCAAGACCGUGGCAGGUCAAGGCUGGCCAAUUUGUUUUCCUCUCGAUCCCUAAACUUGGGAUCUUCACCGGCCUUCGCGGUCACCCUUUUAUGAUUACGUGGUGGAAACGGGACCGGAAAGGCUUGACGAUAUCUCUCCUAGUAAGGUCGAGGGCGGGUUUUACUGCGGAGCUCGAUAGGCAUAGCGAUAAAUCUCUCCGCGCCUUCAUCGACGGGCCAUACGGUAUACGACAUAACUUUGGAGAGUACGGGGCGGUGGUUAUGUUUGCGACAGGGAUUGGCAUCGCUGGUCACAUACCGUAUAUUAAAGAUCUGAUUCGCGGAUAUAAUAGCUGCGAGGUGAAGACCCGUUCUAUCCGACUUGUUUGGGAUAUCAGGGAACAACGUCACGAACUAUGGGUUGGGUGUUGGAUGGACGAGCUCUUGAAAAUGGACACUGGAUAUGUACAAAAACCCGUACCUGAUUACGAGAGAUCGUUGCAACGUUAA
Messenger RNA from Venustampulla echinocandica, 1026 nucleotides. RefSeq lists its product as uncharacterized. Gene Ontology annotation, cellular component: plasma membrane. The transcript is spliced from 3 exons. Bases 1 to 1026 code for a protein of 341 amino acids. The record is from RefSeq and is a predicted model, not a curated record. Gene Ontology annotation, molecular function: ferric-chelate reductase activity. Lineage: Eukaryota; Fungi; Ascomycota; Leotiomycetes; Helotiales; Pleuroascaceae. Gene Ontology annotation, biological process: iron ion transport; copper ion import; intracellular iron ion homeostasis.